Molecule: messenger RNA, 270 nt
Organism: Prunus armeniaca (apricot)
Lineage: Eukaryota; Viridiplantae; Streptophyta; Magnoliopsida; Rosales; Rosaceae
Source: the annotation of a GenBank genome assembly
AUGGAACUUCCUCGCUUUUCUAAGCGGAUAGGAUCGUCGGAGGAACUCAGUUCAGUAUGCAAAGUCGAGCCUGUUCUGAUGGUUGAUUCGUCGUCUGAAAUUCUCCCGCUUGCACUUGUGCCCAUGUUUGUGGGAUAUGGAAGCUUUUGUGAUAAGCUCAUGAAUCAAGUAAAUUUGGCCAAGAAUGUGGGUAUUGUUGUUGACUCCUUGGAUGCAGAUUAUAAUGAGCUUACUGAUAAUGACGAUGUGAUGACUUCACGUGGGGAUUGA